Coregonus sp. 'balchen' is the source of this 15682-nucleotide messenger RNA. The record is from the annotation of a GenBank genome assembly. Lineage: Eukaryota; Metazoa; Chordata; Actinopteri; Salmoniformes; Salmonidae.
AUGGUUGGCACUGAGAGGACUCUAAACGAACAUUCCACAACCACAGGAAUGGAAGAGGGUUUGACCAGGGUGGGGGAAGUGAUCAUUGAUGGACAAGAGGGGAGGAGGGUGGGGGACCAGGGGUUGUUUCAAAAGUGUUUCUGUCUCAACAUGGAUCCUAUCCACUUCAGCUGCUGGACCAUUUUAUUUACAGUACAGGAGGACUUGACUUCUUUUUUAUGUUAUUUUAUGAAGUAACAACACUGAGUCCUGUUUUAUUAUGUCUGUUCCUAUGAGGCAAAACCAAAUAUGAACUGUGGCAAAUAAAGACAGAAAUCACAAAUCAUCAUAAUGAUAAUAAUGUAUAUGUGACAAUGCAAGCUGUAACAUUUCUAGAGCACACGUGUAACUGCCAUGGAUGGAACAGCAAGGGGGACACUUCAGAGGAAUAUACCGUAUGGGACACUUGGAAAAGACUGCUUCAGUAGAAAAGCUAGUCAUUGCAGUAUAACUGAAACGUCUCCUCUCCAGAUACAUUGUAUAGGAGAGCAGAAGUGAGGAGACUACGCUAUUUUCUGUUCAAUGCUACUGUGAAUCCAUUUUAAUUGUGGUGGUAUUCAUCAUAGUAUUUCAUUAUAUUUAUUUCUAGGUUUUAAUCCAUGGUACUAUUGAAGAGGUCAUGGAACCUUAAAAAUAAAGUCUACCUGGUGCCAGUCUGUAAUUGAUUGAAUGAUGUUUCAUAAUGCUUCCACAAGAGGGCAAUCAUUGACUUCUAUAUAAAAUAAGAACCACCCACUGACAUUUUAAUAUGCCUUUAUUUUACUUACUUCCCAAAUUGUCUUUAGUCAUAUUGUACUCUCCUUUUAUCUACAGUCAAAUGAUUUCUGUUUUGUCUGACUUUCUCAUACAGUUGGUGUUUGUGGGCUGAAUUAACUGCAGCAUAGUGUAGGUCUCUAGGUCAUUUCCGAUGCCCCAGGUUAUCUUAAGUAAAGCAGGUGAAAAGUGGUGCCAGGUUUCUGAUAUAUACUGACCAACAAUAUAAAUGCAACAUGUUAGUGUUGGUCCCAUGUUUCAUGAGCUGAAAUAAAAGAUCCCAUGAAUGUUCCAUACUCACAAAAAGCUUAAUUUUCUCAAAUGUUGUGCACAUUUGUUUACAUCCCUGUUAGUGAGCAUUUCUCCUUUGCCAAGAUAAUCCAUCCACCUGACAGAUGUGGCAUAUCAAGAAGCUAAUUAAACAGCAUGAUCAUUACACAGGUGCACCUUGCGCUGGGGACAAUAAAAGGCCACUCUAAAAUGUGCAGUUUUGUCACACAAUACAAUGCCACAGAUGUCUCAAGUUUUCAGGGAGCGUGCAAUUGGCAAACUGACUGCAGGAAUAUCCACCAGAACUGUUGCCAGAGAAUUGAAUGUUAUUUUCUCUACCAUAGGCAGCCUCCAACGUUGUUUUAGAGAAUUUGGCAGUGUGUCCAACUGGCCUCACAACCGCAGACAACAUGUAACCAUUCUAGGCCAGGACCUCCACAUCCGGCUUCUUCCCCUGCUGGAUCGUCUGAGACCAGUCACCCGGACAGCUGAUGAAACUGUGGGUUUGCACAACUGAAGAAUUUCUGCACAAACUGUCAGAAACCGUCUCAGGGAAGCUCAGCUGCGUGAUCGUUGUCCUCACCAGGGUCUUGACCUGACUGCAGUUCUGCGUCAUAACCGACUUCAGUGGGCAAAUGCUCACCUUCGAUGGCCACUGACACGCUGGAGAAGUGUGCUCUUCAUGGAUGAAUCUUGAUUUCAACUGUACCGGGCAGAUGGCAGACUGUGUGUGGCAUCAUGUGGGCGACCGGUUUGCUGAUGUCAGCGUUGUGAACAGAGUGCCCCAUGGUGGCGGUGGGGUUAUAGUAUGGACAGGCAUAAGCUACGGACAACAAACACAAUUGCAUUUUAUCGAUGGCAAUUUGAAUGCACAGAGACACCGUGACGAGAUCCUGAGGCCCAUUGUCGUGCCAUACAUCCACCACCAUCCCCUCAUGUUUCAGCAUGAUAAUGCACGGCCCCAUGUCGCAAGGAUCUGUACACAAUUCAUAGAAGCUAAAAAUGUCCCAGUUCUUCCAUGGCCUGCAUACUCACCAGACAUGUCACCCAUUGAGCAUGUUUGGGAUGCUCUGGAUCGACGUGUACGACAGCGUGUUCCACAGCCAACAUUCAACAGUCCACAAUCAACAGCCUGAUGAACUCUAUACGAAGGAGAUGUGUCACGCUGCAUGAGGCAAAUGGUGGUCACCUCAGAUACUGACUGGUUCUUAUCCACACCCCUACCUUCUUUUUUAAGGUAUCUGUGACCAACAGAUGCAUAUCUGUAUUCCCAGUCAUGUGAAAUCCAUCGAUUAGGGCCUAGUCAAUUUAUUUCAGUUGACUGAUUUCCUUAUACAAACUGUAAUUGUUGCAUGUUGCGUUUAUAUUUUUGUUCAGUGUAGUUUGCCACAAUAUAUCAGUUUGUCAAGCUUCCUGGGUGUGUGUGUUUUAACCACAUGAAAGCUUAGCAUGUCAGUGGUGUUCUACCUCAAUGCUACACACACACACAACAUACACACAGGGAACAUGAGGGAUGUCUGUGUGUGUAGUUAGUACUGUGUACAGUUUUUAAAACAAGGCAUAAAUGUGUCUUAUUAAAAGGGAUAUUGGAAGAAAAGAGACCUAGGCCUAAUAUUUGAAGUGAGGCUAAGCCUAUGAAAAAUUAAUGGCAACUGAAUUCAUGAAUUCAACUGAGCGUAAAGCUGGUUUCAGCUGCCAAUCACUUAAUCAAGUCAGAAAUGAGAGUGAGAGGAGAGAACUCAUAGCAUGAAAACAGGAAGGAAGCCCCAACAAAUCACCACUGCAAUGGUAGCUCCAUCACUUCCUGAUUCUAAUUCCAGAACUAUGGGAAAAUACAUGACACAAACUACGCUGUAGGCCACAGAAUGAAACGUGAUUACCUGUACUUUCUCAAUGUGUGUAGUGGAGAUAGAGAGAGCGCAUGGGCUGCACCAAUUUUAAUUUGUUUUGAGGGAAACACGUAUGUCAUGGUCAGUAAGACCACAACCAGAUACUAGGCUACGGAAAAAAAGCUGUUUCUCUUCCAAUGGUUCAUGGUAAAUGAGAGGGAUGGUUGAGUAUGACGUGUCAAAGUAGCUGAACUAAUUGCCAAGAAUCAAAUCUUUCUCUUCGCUGUUGCAAAAGUGUCAGCUAGGCAGGAAGGGUGUGAGUGUUGAGUGGUUUCCUCUGUAGUAUCUGAUGUUCAGAAACAGGAGUGAGAGGUGAGAAUAGGGUUUUUGUCGGUAGGUUUUCGUAGUAGACAAGAGAAUCCUACACAAACACAUGCACAGACAAAUCAUGGUGUGGAUGGCAGGUGCUUCACAUUACUACAGUAUUUUUAAAAUACUUUGAAAAAGGUAUUUUAACCCAGAAUUCCCAAAUAGAAACAGAUACGUGAGAAAGUUACAUUUGAUGUAAGCCUUAAGUAUCUGCAAAUAUCAUAAGUUGACACUGAUGUACUAUGGGCAUGCAUGAAAUGCAUCACAUAAAAAUAUAUUGCAUCUUCUAGUUCCAAUGCAUUAUGUGUAAUGCAGUACAGGACAUGCAUGUCUCUGACCAAGGCAUGCGAACCUAUAUGUAUGAUCUUGCUUGUCCAUGUGACUUUGGUUUCCGUUGCUUGCCUGCUUCCGCAAAUACAAAAGCACGGCUCCGCUAUAUUGAGAACACACACGGCUCCACAUAGAUGAGAACCGAUCUACCGACCGACGCUGCGUCGCACAAACCAGAGAUAUGGUCAGGAGCUCAACCGUCAAGUUGCUAGAAGAACACACACCUAACCACCAGCGUAAGUAGUGGAUGCAUGGUGCACUGUGCACUUGCUCUAUCUGUGUGUGAGCUAUUUACACUCAACAGCGUGUAACAAAGUAAUGAAUGAAUAACAUCCGCGCAAAUGACACUUUUCUCAGUACAUACUUGUAAUAUCAGAACAGAAAGUGUAACUUUGAAUUUAUUUUCAUUCAUGCUCUUAGGUCAAAGAAUGUUACUUUGUAGCUUAAUAUCCUUAUUUUUAUACAGUCUAUGCUAAUUCAUUGUAUUUGUCAAUCUGCUUAUAAAUUUCUAAUAAACUAUUAUUUAUUUGUUUAUUUCACUAUUAGUAAACGUCUUGUAAAGCAUUAUACUGUGCAUUAUUUGUUCAGAUAUUUAAUAUGUCAAUUCAAUACUUUGGAUUUAUAAAUAGAUUAUAGAUUAUUCAUAAUUAAUGUAUUUGAUUACUACAGUAGUGGAGAGUUCAAAAGGUACUCGCACUCAAACCAUAAUAAGGAGUAACCCAAGGAGGCCGAGAGGCAAAAAUGAUAUAGGCCUACUUCAUUUAAUCCAUGCUCGAAAGAAUACAAAGGGUGACAGUGAAAUGUGUUAAAAAUAAAACAUAAAAUAAUUUACGUUUCAGACAAGCAUGUAUUCAAUUAAGUAUAUUAUUUUUGCAUCUCAGCCUCCUUGGGUUAUUCAUUUUCAUGGUUUGAGUGCGAGUACCUUUUGAACUCUCUGUAUAUACAGUGAGGGGAAAAAAGUAUUUGAUCCCCUGCUGAUUUUGCCCACUGACAAAGAAAUUAUCAGUCUAUAAUUGUAAUGAUAGGUUUAUUUGAACAGUGAGAGACAGAAUAACAACAACAAAAAACAGAAAAACGCAUGUCAAAAAUGUUAUAAAUUGAUUUGCAUUUUAAUGAGGGAAAUAAGUAUUUGACCCCUCUGCAAAACAUGAUUUAGUACUUGGUGGCAAAACCCUUGUUGGCAAUCACAGAGGUCAGACGUUUCUUGUAGUUGGCCACCAGGUUUGCACACAUCUCAGGAGGGAUUUUGUCCCCCUCCUCUUUGCAGAUAUUCUCCAAGUCAUUAAGGUUUCGAGGCUGACGUUUGGCAACUCGAACCUUCAGCUCCCUCCACAGAUUUUCUAUGGGAUUAAGGUCUGGAGACUGGCUAGGCCACUCCAGGACCUUAAUGUGCUUCUUCUUGAGCCACUCCUUUGUUGCCUUGGCCGUGUGUUUUGGGUCAUUGUCAUGCUGGAAUACCCAUCCACGACCCAUUUUCAAUGCCCUGGCUGAGGGAAGGAGGUUCUCACCCAAGAUUUGACGGUACAUGGCCCCGUCCAUCGUCCCUUUGAUGCGGCGAAGUUGUCCUGUCCCCUUAGCAGAAAAACACCCCCAAAGCAUAAUGUUUCCACCUCCAUGUUUGAUGUGGGGAUGGUGUUCUUGGGGUCAUAGGCAGCAUUCCUCCUCCUCCAAACACGGCGAGUUGAGUUGAUGCCAAAGAGCUCAAUUUUGGUCUCAUCUGACCACAACACUUUCACCCAGUUCUCCUCUGAAUCAUUCAGAUGUUCAUUGGCAAACUUCAGACGGGCCUGUAUAUGUGCUUUCUUGAGCAGGGGGACCUUGCAGGCGCUGCAGGAUUUCAGUCCUUCACGGCGUAGUGUGUUACCAAUUGUUUUCUUGGUGACUAUGGUCCCAGCUGCCUUGAGAUCAUUGACAAGAUCCUCCCGUGUAGUUCUGGGCUGAUUCCUCACCGUUCUCAUGAUCAUUGCAACUCCACGAGGUGAGAUCUUGCAUGGAGCCCCAGGCCGAGGGAGAUUGACAGUUAUUUAGUGUUUCUUCCAUUUGCGAAUAAUUGCACCAACUGUUGUCACCUUCUCACCAAGCUGCUUGGCGAUGGUCUUGUAGCCCAUUCCAGCCUUGUGUAGGUCUACAAUCUUGUCCCUGACAUCCUUGGAGAGCUCUUUGGUCUUGGCCAUGGUGGAGAGUUUGGAAUCUGAUUGAUUGAUUGCUUCUGUGGACAGGUGUCUUUUAUACAGGUAACAAGCUGAGAUUAGGAGUACUUCCUUUAAGAGUGUGCUCCUGAUCUCAGCUCGUUACCUGUAUAAAAGACACAUGGGAGCCAGAAAUCUUUCUGAUUGAGAGGGGGUCAAAUGUUUAUUUCCCUCAUUAAAAUGCAAAUCAAUUUAUAACAUUUUUGACAUGCGUUUUUCUGGAUUUGUUUGUUGUUAUUCUGUCUCUCACUGUUCAAAUAAACCUACCAUUAAAAUUAUAGACUGAUCAUUUCUUUGUCAGUGGGCGAACGUACAAAAUCAGCAGGGGAUCAAAUACUUUUUUCCCUCACUGUACAGUAUUAUUUCUCAUACGCACCGGUCACCUUUGUUUUUAGCCUGAGCGCAAACCCUCAUACUGUCUUAUUACUACAGUAGUGCACAUAGGAUAACACAACUUAUUAUGUAACAUAUAUUUCCAACAGAGAAUAGUGGAAUUGACCUAUGUGCCACAUAGAUUUGAUAGAAUUUUUCAGAUUUGAUGGUUACAGUAUGAAAAGCAUUAAUUGAAUGCUUAUCAAGGUUAAAAGAUAACGGAGAUAUACAGCUGUUAUUCUAUUCGUAUGGGUGAGAGACUGCGUUGGUGUUGUAUUGUCUGGCAUACACUCAGUGGCCAGUUUAUUAGGUACAUCCAUCUAGUAUCAGGUCGGACCCCCCUUUGCCUCCAGAACAGCCUGAAUUUUUUGCGGCUUGAAAACGUUGCUCAAUUGGUAUCAAUUGGUGUGCCAGGAAAACAUUCCCCAUACCAUUCACCACCGCCACCAGCCUGUACCGUUGACACCAGGCAGGAUGGGGCCAUGAGCUCAUGCUGUUUACGCCAAAUCCUGACUCUGCCAUCAUCAUGACGCAACAGAAACCGGGAUUCGUCGGACCAGGCAAUGUUUUUCCACUCCUCAAUUGUCCAGUGUUGGUGAUCGCGUGCCCACUGGAACCACUUCUUCUUGUUUUUAGCUGAUAGGAGUGGAACCCGGUGUGGUCAUCUGCUGCAAUAGCCCAUCUGUGGCAAGGAUCGACAAGUUGUACUGCGCCGUUAUUUGCCUGUUUGUGGGCUGCCUGGACAACUUGCACAAUUCUUGCCAUUCUCCUUCGACUUCUCAUCAACGAGUUUGGGAAACCAUAGACUACCUCUCCUUUUCUGAGUCUCAGUCCUCUCCUGCUCCCUUCUCUCCUCCACAGUGAGGAUGUUAAGAUGCCCAUCCACGGCCUCCUCCCUACCCUGAUCUGUCUCACCCUCUGGCCCCUGUGGAGCCUGCUGAUGCCCGCCCUCUGCCACCCUCACCACAGCCCCUGCAGACUGGUAAGAGCUAAACUUCUUGAACAAGUUAUUAGAGUGUAGAGGAAGCAAAUAUACACUCUAAAAAGAAAAUGUUCCUGGAGGCACCUGCAGGGGUUCCUCAGAUUGCAACACCAGCGAAACCCAUAAAGGUGCCUCCAGGAACCUUUUCCCUGAGGAACCUUUUAGGGUUUUAAGGAUACUGUAGGAACCGUUUAUGUCCCGGCAUUCUAUUAUGAAUAAUAUAAAUAAUAAUACUAUUAACAAUAGUAAUAAUACAAAUAACAUUGAGUGGCACACUUGUAAAGUCACAAAUUAAUUUGAUUGACCUUGAAAUUCACAGAAAUCCAAAUAUGCAAUCAAUAAAGUACAAUGCCAAACGUUGACAAACAUUCAUAUUUAAUGUGAUCUACAGCAAGAUAGGAGCCUAUACUAAUCUGAAUCUUGUGAGAAAAUACAAUAAUUAUUGUCAUCAACUAUACAAAUCAAAAUACCUAAUUUUACUGAUAGAAAUGAUAUGUUUAGACACAUGGAGAAUAUUUCACAGGUCAAUAAUAAAACUGAUAGGCAUGUAGAGACACUAACCAAGCAUUAGCACAUUGAAUAACAGCUUUUCUAAGUGGUUUCUAAAUUGUAUACAGUGGGGGUCUGAAAUUAUUGGCACCCUUGAUAAAGAUGUGCAAAAAUGACUAUAAAAUAAAUAAUUCAAAUACUAAGCUACAUUGUAUGCUCAAAAAAAGGGGAAAUUAUAUAUUAUUUUAUACUAAUACAAUUGCUCAGAGAAAGAGAUUGUUUAAAAUGAUUGACACCCCUGUUUUCAAUACCUUUCAAUACUUCACCUUGCGAGGAUAAGGGCACUGAGCCUUUUUCUAAAAUGUUUUAUGAGUUGGAGAACACAUUGGGAGGGAUCUUAGACCAUUCCUGUGAUGAGUGUGAUAGAAGGAGUCAGGCGCAGGAGGGUAAAUCACCAAAUACAGAGUUUAUUCUGUCGUACACAAUUGCGCUGGAUAGCGACAAACGAAAACAGGCACAGGGGAAACUAUCUACCCUGGCAAUACACGGUACGGGAUACUCCAACAAUAUACAGGCACAGGGGAAAUAUCUACCCUGGCAAUACACGGUACGGGAUACUCCAACAAUAUACAGGCACAGGGGAAAUAUCUACCCCGGCAAUACAAGGUGCGAGUAGCUCCACCGAGCUACACUACUCUCACAAUAAACAAUCACCCACAAGGACAAGGGGGCAGAGGGAACACUUAUACACGGACUAAUGAGGGGAUAAGAACCAGGUGUGUGUAAUUGACAAGACAAGACAAAUGGAAUGAUGAUAUAUGGAGCGGCAGUGGCUAGUAAGCCGGUGACGACGAACGCCGAAGCCUGCCUGAACAAGGAGGGGAGGCAGCCUCGGCGGAAGUCGUAACAGUUCCUCCAUACAGAAUCUUUCUAGAUCCUUGAUAUAAUUCGAUCUGCGCUUAUGGACUGCCUUCUUCAAUUCAAACCACAGGUUUUCAAUGGGUUUCAGGUCUUUGCAAAAAUUUAAAUGUUGUGGCCAAUUACAUUUUUUUGUGUGCUUGGGGUUAUUGUCUUGCUGGAAGAGCCACUCCUGGCAGAGGCAACCAGGUUUUUGGCUAAAAUAUCCUGGUACUGGGUAUAGUUCAUGAUGUCGUUGACCUUAACAAGGGCCCAAGGACCAGUGGAAGCAAAAAUACCACCACCAUAUUUUACAGUAGGUAUGGGGUUAUUUUCUGCUCAUGCAUGCUCAUCUCGACACCAAACCCACAACUGCUGUGAGUGGCCAAAGAGUUCUAUUUUCAUGUCAUCCAACAAAUGUAAACUCCUGGAGUUUGCUAAACAGCGUUGGCACUUGGAUUGGAAGUGAUGCUUUGGUCAGAUGACAUGAAAAUAGAGCUCUUUGGCCAAGCACAUCAGUCGUGGGUUUGACGUCGAAAUGAGAAUACAUCCGAAAAAAAAACCACAACAAUAAAACAUGUAGGUACCUACACAGGAACACCGGCGACCCUGGGACCCCCCAUCAUACGUUAGCAAAAAUAUCACAAUCCAAGUCUCAAAUGUCUCAAGGCUUAAAAAUAAUUUUUUAACCUGUCUCCUCUCCUUCAUCUACACUGAUUGAAGUGGAUUUAACAGGUGACAUCAAUAAGGGAUCAUAGCUUUCACCUGGAUUCACCUGGUCAGUCUAGUUAUGGAAAGAGCAGCUGUUCCUAAUGUUUUGUACAUUCAGUGUAUAUUUCCACACUAUGAGGUUGGAAUAAUACUGUGAAAUUGUGAAAAUUAUGAUAAUGCGCUUUCAGUGUAAGAGCUGUUUGAAAAGACCGCCUGAAAUUUCUGCCUGUUUUGAUGGGAGUGAAUGCGGUGAAUUAGUUCAUAGACUAUUAAGAAAGAGUUCCAAACCUCUCUGCCAAUAACAGCACAUUUUCAGUUUUCCCCUCCCCACUCAAACCACUCCCAGACAUUCCUAGCAAAAUUAUUGCUUUAGAAAUUGCUCUUGCUAAGAAGAAAUGUUUGUUUAUUUUUUACCAUUUUAAUUUCAAACAAUCACAGCAAGGUACUUAAUUGUGACCCAGAAAUGAUUUGAUAUUGAUAUGGAUUGAAUUAAAUUUAAAGUUUGGUUAAAUGAACCAGUUUGAUUAAUUCAGUCCAUAUUUAAAGCCAAAGUUCAGUAUUCUAUGAGCCAGGUGAAACUGUAAUCCACAGCCACUACAAACUUCAGCUAACUUUAGCCACAGCUAGCUAACAAUCAAUGGAAGUGAUAGCUGCAACCGGUUGAUUUCAGUGAAUAUAAAAAAAUCAUCCUCAUGCUCCUAGCCUACAUUGGAAAGUACAUAGACUUUUUGUUUAUAAAAAAAAAAAAAACCUGGGGCCUCCCGAGUGGUGCAGCGGUCUAAGGCACUGCAUCACAGUGCUUGAGGUGUCACUACAGACCCGGGUUCGUUCCUAGGCUAUGUCACAACCGGCCGUGACCGGGAGUCCCAUAGGGCGGUGCACAAUUGGCCCAGCGUCAUCCGGGUUAGGGGAGGGUUUGGCCGUGGGGGCUUUACUUGGCUCAUUGCGCUCCAGCGACUCUUUAUGGUGGGCCGGGUGCCUGCAGGCUGACUUCGGUCAUCAGUUGAACGGUGUUUCCUCCGACACAUUGGUGCAGCUGGCUUCCGGGUUAUGCUGGCGGGUGUUAAGGAGCGCAGUUUGGCGGGUCAUGUUUCGGAGGACGCAUGACUCGACCUUCGCCUCUCCCGAGCCCGUUGGGGAGUUGCAGCGAUAAAACAAGAUCGCAAUUGGAUAUCACGAAAAAGGGGGUAAAAAAAUAGUAUUUUUUAUUCUUGUUUUUACUACCUGCCAUGUAGACAGUAGACACACAUAUAAUGAAAUAGAAAUGCAGAAUCCAGCAGAGGGGAAACCCAUUUUCACAAAAUACUUUUAUGAUGAGACCACUUAACCUUUACAGAAAGCCAGCAAAAGUCUAAAUAAACAUAGCAGAUUUUACCCAUUAGGCCUACUGUACAGGCAGCAGUUUUUCAAAAUGGCCACCAACCAGCUCAAUGGGACCAAAUUAGGCCUAGGUCUACUAAGAGUGGUUUAAAUGGCAACAACUAUUAAAUGGCUUAAAUAGCUUGAGACCAAAGACCAAAUAAAAUUAAACAGAAAUCAGAACAGUGAAUUACAGUCAAAUAGCGAAUUCAUCCAUUAGACAGCUGAAUCAACACACGUUUUCUGAAAAUGUUUUACUUCACCAAAAAAGCCUCUAAAGUAGUUAAAACAGAAAAUGUCCUAUUAUUAUGUUUCUUAAUCACUGCACCACACAGACCUUAGGCCUAGCUACUUAAAACAAAGUUACAGAAUGAAAACCUUGGCAAAAAACCUGAAACCUAUAGAUCUAGGGGAGACUGGGGCACAAAGUAACACGGGCACAAAGUAACAACUAAAUAGUGUAUCUGGGUGAUUCUGCAACUUCGGGCACUUUGGCCCUGCAAGAUUUCAGAAAUUAAAGCAUAUUGAAACACACUUUUACCAGUAUUAUAAUUGUCUUUGAUUUGUCUAGAAACAAUAUCUGAUAAUGGCUGCGAUCGUGCUAUUCAAGAAUGUAUAUAUUUUUGUCAUUUUUCCAAGACAGCCAUAGACAAAUGUCAUUUCCAUCAUGUCAUUAAACAUCAAUUUUAUUUGAAAAUGAAAUAUCAUACAAUUUAUUUAUAACACGUUUCUUAUACAUUUGUACAUUAACUUGUAUUGAUUUUUAAGGUUUUCCUAAUAUUAAUAAUUCAACACGACCCCUGAAUGUAUAAACUUGCCUUUGUGACAGCUGAAAACAUUUAUUUAUCAUGAAAAAUUAAAAUGUCCACCCAACCGUUUUGUGAGAUUAUGAUAACAACCAUAUGAUUUCCCUAUCUACAACAAAUCAAUCAAUGUAAAUUAUACAUAGUAUACUCAUUUACCUCAAAAAUAUGGGUGUGGUGGAAAAGACAAGGUGUGGUGGAAAUAAAAUAAAAAACGUAUGAAAACAAUAUUUUAUUGCAAACAUUUUGAACUAAAACCAUUGUUCAACAUAUAAUUAAUAUAAGACAAAGUAAGAUUCCAAAAGUAGCCGAUGGGCAGAGCUCAAGCAUUUGUGGUAUAUCCAAAACAGGUGUGGAGGGUCACCUGCUUGUGAGAAUCACCAAAGUGAACUGCCUGGAUUUCUCUGGUGUAUUUACACAGGUAGUUCUCUGCAAAGUCAAUAUGCACGAUGAUCUCCUCUUUCCGCAGAUUCUCUUUUAAUUCUCUCAGUUUGGAGUAUUGGUGUUGAAUGUUGUACACGUGUUUUCCCAACUUCUCUUUCAAUCCUUUGGAGAAGUCCUCCAGUAGAAUCUGCAGUGUGCCACACACCUUUUCUUUUACUGUCAAAUGUACAGUGAACUUCUCCAUGUUUCUCUCUCUCUUCAGCUUUGUUUUUCCACUCAAACCACCAUGUCUGCUCACCAGCAUCAAAGUCAGAUGUUUAAGCUCUUUUGCUUGGCAAAGGGAGCACUCUCUGUACAUGCACUCUUUCUUCAGGUUUUGAAAAAUGUAUGCACUCACUAACUGUAAGUCGCUAUGGAUAAGAGCGUCUGCUAAAUGACUAAAAUGUAAAAUGUUCUCACAGCACAAAGACUCAAUAAGGUUCUCAAUGUAGUUUUUCCACCAUGAACUGGAGGUUGGCGUGGGUUUUGCAGAGGCAUGUGUCCCUAUCCUGGACUGUUGGCUUGACAACCCAAAAAGGAUGUCUUUUGCAGAAUUCAUAGUAGGAAAUUUGAAUAUCUGAAUAUUCCAUCUUAAACUUCAGAUAAAGGAGUAUGAAAAAUGAAUGCACUCACUAACUGUAAGUAGUUCUGGAUAAGAGCGUCUGCUAAAUGACUAAAAUGUAAAUGUAAAAUGAAUUGUUCCAUUCAAGAAGCGCUUCUGCUUUUUCUUCUUGUUCCUCGUUAGUGUCCCUUUUCCCUGUUGUUGCUCUACUGUUGUCAUCAUGUUCAUAGAAUCUAGUGAUUUUCUCUUCUGUGGCUGUGCUAAUUCUGUUACACUGCUUUUUCCUGGAGUAUUGAAGACUUGUUGGCCUGUUUUCAUUUGCCCUCAUUGCUUUUGCUGAAAAUCAAAAUUCUCUGUUUGCGGCUUUGACUAGGCCAUACUUUCUCAGGAUGUUGCCUCUGAGCAUUUUUGAAGCCACUUGUUUGUCCUUGGCACUGCGCAUGUUUUGAUACUUUUGCUUUAACUCUGCAAUGAUGGCAUUUUGAAACAAUAAAAUCCUUCUCAAGUGAUUUGAUAUUGAGAUAAAAAUGGCUGCAUUGGUACUUUAAGAAAUAAGUUGACAUAAUUAGAAAUAAGAUAUUCUCCUCUUUUCUACUGUAGGUACUGUAUGUAAUUCAAAAUUAGUUUAUUCUGUUAUGCUAGCGAUAUUCCUUUUUUUUAUGCUCUCUCACAAUGUGUUCUCCAACUCAUAAAACAUUUCAGAAAAAGGCUCAGUGCCGUUAUCCUUGCAAGGUAAGCUAUUGAAAGGUACUAAACAAAUGAUUACUUGUUAAACAAAAUCUCUUUCUCUGAGCAAUUGUAUUAGUAUAAAAUAAUAUAAUUUCUACUUUUUCAGGGCAUACAACAUAGCUCAGUAUUUGAAAUAUUUAUUUUAUACAUUUUUGCUAAUCUUUAUCAAGGGUGUCAAUAAUUUCAGGCCCCACACUCUCAAUACAAAAAUACAAAAAACAUACAAUAAAAUACCAUGUAAAAAAGUUCCUUUGAAUUAUGAACUUCAGAGCUUGUGGUUCUCACUGAAAGCUGUGAAAAAGUGCCUGAUGACAUCUUCAUAAGAAAUGCAGCAUACACUCUGGUUUCUGAAGGGAAGAGAGAGCAUAAGUUACCACAAUAGAUAUAAGAAAAGGUAAUUCUAUCAUGGAAACAGCUACUACUGCUGGUUCUCAGGGUUUCCGUUCAUGCAUACAUUAAAUACUUUUAUCCGUCGUAUACUCUCUGGUCUGAUUUGUGGUAUAAUACCUUUUUUCUUUGCUGUUUAAAGUAUUUUAACAUAUAAAAUGAAGUAUUUGAAAUUGUAUUGAUCUCGCAUACACUUAAUUUCUCUCCCUUUCUUUUUACAGACCCAAAAGACUGCUCUCUGUAGUAAAAGUGAGAUCUCAUCUGUGCCGAGGGACCUACCGGACAACAUAGAGGAACUCCACCUGACACAUAACCACAUUCAGACGCUACAAGAUGACUCCCUCUCCCGCUACAUCUUCCUUCGCACUCUGAGCUGUGCAGAAAACCGCUUGGAGACAGUGGGGUCAAAGUUCUUUCACAACUCACCUCAUCUAGAGAGCCUCAAUCUAGCUGCCAAUAAACUUCACGUUGGAUACCAGCAAACUAGCAUGGCGCUGCUCACCCUGUCUGGACUCAGAGUUCUGGAUCUGUCAGAAAACCAGCUUACGGAUGACAUGGCCUCCGUCCUCCUCCAGAAUAUGACGUCCCUGGAGUACCUCAACCUUUCCAGGAACCUCCUGCAAAGGCUGGACGAAAGCUCCUUCAGCGACCUCCACCAGCUCAGAGAGCUGGACCUGCAGAGGAACAUGCUGUUUGAGAUCGUUGGGGCCUUCGAUCACCUGCACAAGCUCCAGAAACUAAACCUGGCCUUCAACUACCUGCCCUGCCUUGUGGACUUCAACAUGACCCAGCUGGUUGUGCUCAACGCCAGUCACAACGUCAUUGAGUGGUUCAUAGCCAACCAGGACCUCCAGGAAACCUUCCAGCUGGAGACCCUGGAUCUCACCGACAACAACCUCCUUUUCUUCCCCUUCCUGCCCACCCAGAGCCGCCUGAGGAACCUCUAUCUGUCCCAGAACAUGUUGAGCUUCUACGAACACCUGGCAGACACAGCUGGCUACCUAAACUGGACCACCAGUGUCCAGUUCUACAACCUGAGGGGCAACGUGAGCAAUGUCACGGCCCAGCUGUGGGACGAGAGCCUGCACGGCGACAUCUCCUCUCUAGACCUGCUGGAUCUCAGUGGAAAUCAGGUGGGCUACUUCCCCCAAGGGUUUAUCAGCAAAAUGCCUAGCCUGGCCAGACUCAGGAUGCAGACAAACUGUCUCAAGGUUUUAAAUCUAACACUGGAAAAACUUCCGGGGACGUUGUACGAGUUGGAUUUGAGCAACAAUAGAUUAACGGAGCUCCAUGCUGACCAAGGUAGUUUAAGUGAGUUAGGCAACCUGAGCUAUCUCAACCUGAGCCAGAAUGGCCUGCAGAGUCUACCUCCUAGACUGUUCUCCUCACUCACCAGCAUCAGCUCUGUGGAUAUCAGCUUUAACAGAGUUGGCAUAUGCUCCCUUGAGAAAGGGGGCGGGAACAUGGGUGGGGGUAACCAAUCAGACUGUGUCGUUUGGAGAAACAUCAUCUCUCUGAGACAGCUCCACCUAUCAGGGUGCAACCUGGGGAGGCUGCCGUCGUCAGCGUUCGCAGGGACACCUCUAACACACCUGGAGCUGUCUAAUAACCCAGAACUCAUCAUCGGGCACAGCUCGAUAGUAGGCCUCAGCAGAACUUUACACCAUCUAGGAUUGGGAAACACAGGCCUGAGAGACUUUGACUUCUCUCCUUUCCACUACUUGAAGUCUUUGAACAUUUCCAGAAACUCUCUUACUCAGCUCCCUGCUUCACUGCUACACCUGGAGCUGAGGCUGCUGGACCUGAGGGACAACAAACUGAACACUCUCCCCUUAGAUCAGGCUAACACAUUAGCCUUGAAACUACACACUGUUUUUCUCAAUGGAAACACUUUCAACUGCUGCCAGUUGGACUGGUACAGGACAUUUGAGAGGGCGAAAACAGUCAAUAUCAUUGACCUCUCAGACAUUUCAUGUCAGGAUCUGACAAAAAGGACACACAGAGUGGUGCUUUUAGACCCUGUAAUAUGUGGUGGGAGUGAGGAGGAGUCUGUGUACUGGUACAUCCUGUUGUUUAUCGUACCUGUCCUCUGCCUGGUUGGGAUUUCUGUCAUCUUCCUGCUCACUUUCAGGCCCAGACUGCUUCCCAAGGCCAUUAAAAAGAAAUGCUGGAGGCCCACGUCAUACUGA